AUGUCCCAAACACAAAGAGACGAAAUGAAAUUCGUCAUGUUGGGUUCCGGUGGUGUGGGUAAAUCCGCAGUUACUAUUCAAUUCAUCAAGAAGGAAUUUAAAUUUGGCUACGAUCCAACCAUUGAAGAUGCCUACACUGUUCAAAGAACUGUCGACAAUAAACCAGUUUCCAUUAGUUUAUUGGAUACUGCAGGUCAAGAAGAAUUUACUGCCAUGAGAGAUCAAUACAUGAGAGAAGGAGAUGGAUUCAUUCUUGUUUACAGCAUUACAGAUGCUUCAUCAUUUGAGGAAGUAAAGGAUAUCUAUGGACAAUUGUGUAGAAGUCGUGAUGUUGGUGAGGAAGGUAUUCCAGUAUGUAUUUUAGGAAACAAGAUUGACUUGGAGGAAGAAAGAGUUAUUUCUUAUAAGGAAGGUGAAGGUUUUGCCAAGCAAUUUGCCAAGUGUAAAUUCUUUGAAACCUCUGCUUAUAGAAAUAUCAAUAUUGAAAAUGCCUAUGAUGCAUUGGUAAGAACUGUCAGAAAGGAAAGAAAUGGUGAAUUUGAUGAAUUUGAGGAAGUUACUGAACCAGUUCCAGAAAAAACUACCAAGGAUGGUAAACGUAGUUCAAAGAAGGGUUUCGCCUUGUUCAAUUCAUGUGGUAAGCAAAAUGCUGAGAGUGAUUUGUCUGCCUUUGAAGAUGCCAAUAAGUAA
Molecule: messenger RNA, 690 nt
Organism: Naegleria gruberi
Lineage: Eukaryota; Heterolobosea; Eutetramitea; Acrasida; Naegleriidae
Product: ras family small GTPase
Exons: 5
Coding region: 1-690 (229 amino acids)
Biological process (GO): Ras protein signal transduction
Cellular component (GO): plasma membrane
Molecular function (GO): GTPase activity; GTP binding; GDP binding
Source: RefSeq, a predicted model, not a curated record